Messenger RNA from Lodderomyces pseudojiufengensis, 777 nucleotides. It is a transcript of the gene SDH2, whose product is annotated as succinate dehydrogenase iron-sulfur protein subunit. The coding region runs from base 1 to 777 and encodes 258 amino acids. Gene Ontology annotation, molecular function: 2 iron, 2 sulfur cluster binding; electron transfer activity. Gene Ontology annotation, biological process: tricarboxylic acid cycle; respiratory electron transport chain; aerobic respiration. Lineage: Eukaryota; Fungi; Ascomycota; Pichiomycetes; Serinales; Debaryomycetaceae. The record is from RefSeq and is a predicted model, not a curated record. Gene Ontology annotation, cellular component: mitochondrial membrane. The transcript has a single exon.
AUGUUUAGACAAAACCUUCUCCGCAGAUCUAUUAGAUCUCUUGCAACUGUAGUUGAAGAAAAACAACCAAGAUUAAAAAAAUUUCAAAUUUAUAGAUGGAAUCCUGAUACACCAGAAGUUCAACCAAAAAUGCAAACUUAUGAAGUUGAUUUAAAUAAAUGUGGACCUAUGGUAUUAGAUGCAUUAUUAAAGAUUAAAAAUGAAGAAGAUGCAACAUUAACAUUUAGAAGAUCAUGUCGUGAAGGUAUAUGUGGAUCAUGUGCAAUGAAUAUUGGAGGUAGAAAUACUUUAGCAUGUUUAUGUAGAAUAGAUCAAGAUACUUCAAAAGAUACAAAAGUUUAUCCAUUACCUCAUAUGUUUGUUGUUAGAGAUUUAGUUCCAGAUUUAACUCAUUUUUAUAAACAAUAUAAAUCUAUUCAACCUUAUUUAAAAAGAGAUGAUCAUCCAGCUGAUGGUAGAGAAAAUUUACAAAGUAUUGAAGAUAGAGCUAAAUUAGAUGGAUUAUAUGAAUGUAUAUUAUGUGCAUGUUGUUCAACUUCAUGUCCUUCAUAUUGGUGGAAUCAACAACAAUAUUUAGGUCCUGCAGUAUUAAUGCAAGCUUAUAGAUGGUUAAUUGAUUCAAGAGAUCAAGCUACUGCUGAAAGAAAAGCAAUGUUACAAAAUUCAAUGAGUUUAUAUAGAUGUCAUACAAUUAUGAAUUGUGCAAGAACUUGUCCAAAAGGUUUAAAUCCAGGUAAAGCUAUAGCGGAAAUUAAAAAACAAUUAGCAUUUGAUUAA